GUGCAAUCUAGAGAGAGAGAGAGAGAGCGAUUGAUAGAAAGAUAACAAUGGCGUCUCUUCAGCAGCUCACCCUCACGCAUUCCUCAUCUUCCUCCAUAGCCACGCACCUGUCUCCCAAAAUUUACUCGUACCCUCACCUCCGCCGCCGCUCGCUCCUUCCUUCCGCCUCCGCCGCUCGCGACUCUCCUCCUCCGCUACACGAGGGCACAAUCGGCCGCCGCGAACUGAUAGGCCUCCACGCCGCCGCCGCAAUAUCACUCUCCACUCUCGGAAGCAAGGCAUUGGCCGGCGAAGACGUGCUCUCUGAGUGGGAAAGGGUUUACCUCCCAAUUGACCCCGGCGUUGUCCUUCUCGACAUUGCUUUCGUCCCCGACGACCCCUCUCACGGUUUUCUAUUGGGAACUAGACAAACACUUUUGGAGACUAAAGAUGGAGGGAGCACUUGGGCACCUCGUACAAUUCCAUCUGCCGAGGACGAAGAUUUCAACUAUAGAUUUAACUCCAUCAGCUUCAAAGGCAAAGAAGGUUGGAUUAUCGGCAAACCAGCUAUCUUGCUGUACACAGCUGAUGCUGGAGACAACUGGAAACGUAUUCCGUUGAGUUCGCAACUUCCUGGUGAUAUGGUACUGUCGUUCAUCUUUUUCUUCCUUUUUUCAAUUGAAAUUAGGUGCAGAAAAUGGGUAACUGAUCAAGGUGCAAUAUACGUAACAUCAAAUGCGGGAUACAACUGGAAGGCUGCAAUUCAGGAGACUGUUUCCGCUACUCUAAAUAGAACAGUUUCCAGUGGUAUCAGUGGCGCGAGCUACUACACAGGAACCUUUAGCAAUGUAAAUCGCUCACCUGAAGGGAAUUACGUUGCUGUUUCAAGCCGUGGUAACUUUUACUUGACAUGGGAACCAGGUCAGGCUUACUGGCAGCCACAUAACAGGGCUGUUGCAAGAAGAAUCCAAAAUAUGGGCUGGAGAGCUGAUGGUGGUCUUUGGCUUCUUGUACGUGGUGGUGGACUUUACCUCAGCAAGGGCACUGGGAUAUCAGAGGAGUUUGAGGAAAUCCCUGUACAGAGUCGUGGAUUUGGGAUUCUUGAUGUUGGGUACCGCUCGCAGGCGGAAGCUUGGGCUGCCGGUGGCAGUGGAAUUCUGUUAAAAACUACAAACAGUGGAAAGACCUGGGCGAGAGAUAAGGCUGCUGACAACAUUGCUGCCAAUCUAUAUGCUGUAAAGUUUGUCAAUGACAGACAAGGGUUCGUGCUUGGGAAUGACGGAGUCUUGCUAAAGUACCUAGGAUGAAAACAUCUUGAACUUGGGGUUCGAAGGAGGGUUCCAGUUUUCCAAAUGCUGAAUCAGUGUACAUUUUUAUUACAGUUGUAAAUGUCAUUCAAAGGUUCACACUUCAACUUCUACUACCUAAACAAGUUAUUGUGUUGAUAACUAUAUAUAUAGUGUGUGUUCAAUAACUCAAUUUUUUUUCGGCAUUUUUGUAAUACUAAAAUAAAUUUA
Erythranthe guttata (spotted monkey flower) is the source of this 1496-nucleotide messenger RNA. Lineage: Eukaryota; Viridiplantae; Streptophyta; Magnoliopsida; Lamiales; Phrymaceae. The record is from RefSeq and is a predicted model, not a curated record.